AUCCUUUUUUUGCCCUCUAUUAGCCAAGGAAAACUUUGCAACUUCGCUGUCGGAGAGAAGCCGCCGCCGCUGCUGCGUUUCAUUUUGUUUUUUUAAUUCGAGGUCACGUGUGCGCUGACAGUGUCUUUGAUUCCAAGCGAUGGUCUCGUCUCCAGCUUAGGAAGAGCUUUUGAGCUCUUCCCUCUGUUGUUUUCUCUCUGUUCAGGAACAAAGAGAUUUUUUUCUGCCUUUAAUUAAAAGGAAUAUUAAUUCCCCGCUCCUUUGUGGAGCGACUCGAAGACACUCUGCGAACGCCCGUCUGCUCGGCGCCGCGGUGGGCGAGCUGUGCCGCGGUGCGGGGCAUGGAGGAGCGGGGGAGCCAGCCCGAAAGCCCGCGGCACACACGGAGCAGCAGCCGCGGAGGAUGCUGACAGCCUCGGUGCUCGGGUGAGCAGCCCAUGGAGCCGAGCUGCCGCCUGGGGCGGGCUCUUGGACCCUCGGAGGUUUGUGAGGCAGGAAUCCUGCCGGCAGUUUGCACACAGGGAGAGGUUCCGUGCCUGGGGAGGCGAGUGGAGGCGAGCCGGGCUGUGCCAGGGGGGUUUGCCCUGCCGGCUGCCUCCCGUGCUGGCAGAUAACGCGGAGACGCCGCCAUGCCCGACUCGCCGGCCGACGUGAAGACGCAGGCGCGCUCCUCGCCGCCCAGCAUGCCCCCGCCCGCCGCCCAGGGAGCCUCCCGCCACCCCUCCUUCACUCCCAGCACCAAUCGAGACGCUGGCCCUCCGACGUUUCUGCCUCGCGGCCGUUUUCAUGGUUGCUUGAAAUGGUCGAUGGUCUGUCUUUUGAUGAACGGGAGCAGCCACUCGCCAACCGCCAUCAAUGGGGCUCCGUCCACCCCCAACGGGUUCAGCAACGGGCCGGCCACCUCCUCCAGCGCCUCCCUGUCCACCCACCAGCUCCCUCCAGCCUGUGGUGCCCGCCAGCUCUCCAAGCUGAAGCGCUUCCUCACCACCCUGCAGCAGUUUGGGAACGACAUCUCCCCCGAGAUCGGGGAGCGGGUGCGCACCCUCGUCCUGGGGCUCGUGAACUCCACCCUCACCAUCGAGGAGUUCCACGCCAAGCUCCAAGAGGCCACCAACUUCCCUCUGCGACCCUUCGUCAUCCCCUUCCUCAAGGCCAACCUGCCUCUGCUGCAGCGGGAGCUGCUGCACUGCGCCCGCAUGGCCAAGCAGACCCCGGCCCAGUACCUGGCCCAGCACGAGCAGCUGCUGCUGGACGCCAACGCCUCCUCUCCCAUCGACUCCUCCGAGCUGCUCCUGGAGGUGGGCGAGAGCGGCAAGAGGAGGACGCCAGACAGGACCAAAGAGAACGGUUUGGACCGAGACCCCCUGCACCCCGAGCACCUCAGCAAGCGGCCGUGCACCAUGAGCCCAGCGCAGCGCUACAGCCCCAGCAACGGGCUGAGCCACCCCCCAAACGGGCUGGGGCACCCCCCCGCCGGCCCCCCCCUGCCCCAGCACUACCGCCUGGAGGACAUGGCCAUGGCACACCACUACCGGGACAGCUACCGGCACCCCGAGCCCCGCGAGCGCCCGCGGCCCGCCGCCGUGCACGGGACGCGGCAGGAGGAGGUGAUCGACCACCGGCUCACGGACCGGGAGUGGGCCGAGGAGUGGAAGCACCUCAACAACCUGCUGAACUGCAUCAUGGACAUGGUGGAGAAGACGCGGCGCUCGCUGACGGUGCUGCGGCGGUGCCAGGAGGCCGAUCGCGAGGAGCUCAACCACUGGAUCCGGCGCUACAGCGACGCCGAGGACAUGAAGAAAGGCAGCCCCCCCUCGGCACGCCCCCACAACUCCUCCUCCUCGGCCGCCGCCGAGGCUCCCCAGUUAGACGCUCACCGGGACUUCGCGCCGCGGCCGCUCUCCGGGUACAUGCCCGAGGAGAUCUGGAGGAAGGCUGAAGAAGCCGUGAACGAGGUGAAGCGCCAGGCCAUGUCCGAGCUGCAGAAGGCCGUGUCGGACGCCGAGCGCAAGGCCCACGAGCUGAUCACCACCGAGCGCGCCAAGAUGGAGCGGGCCCUGGCCGAGGCCAAGCGCCAGGCGUCCGAGGAUGCCCUCACCGUCAUCAAUCAGCAGGAGGACUCGAGCGAGAGCUGCUGGAACUGCGGGCGGAAGGCGAGCGAGACGUGCAGCGGCUGCAACACGGCGCGCUACUGCGGCUCCUUCUGCCAGCACAAGGAUUGGGAGAAGCACCACCACGUCUGCGGGCAGACUCUGCAGGGGCUGCCGGGCCCCGCCGCGCCCGGGCCGGGCCAGCCCGACGCGGUGCCCGCCGUGGCCAGCAGCCCCAGCGAGGCGGGCUCGGUGGCCGCGUCCCGCGCCGGCACCCCGGCCACGCCGGCGCCGCUGGACAGCGCGUCCCGCUGAGCCGGAGCCACGCGCUGACUGACUGACUGCACCCCGUGCAAUUUCCUCAGCUACCUGACUGACUCGUGUGACCUCCGAAACGACCUCUCUAGCUCUCACAACUAAUCCUCACGGAUCCUCAAACUGGGCUUUAAGUGGAGUUAAGGCAAAUACCGGUCUCUGUUCUUUCUUCAGUCAUUGUUUUGGCUUUUUUUCGGUUGGUUUUCUAUCGGUUGGGGGAUUGUGGUUUGGGAUUUUUUGGGUUUUUUGGCUGGUUUUGUUUUUCUUUUUUUGCUCUUUGGAUGAGGGAUUUGGCUCCAGCAUCACCAAGCAGUGCUGUGGGGAGAGACCAGCCCGAUGCCAUCCCCCAUCAGCGCUGCCGAGGGGCUCACUUGGAGGAGGAAAGAACCUUCUUUUCUUCAUAUCUCUCUUCCUAUUUUUUUAUUUUUUUCUUUUUACCAUUUUUUUUUUUUGUAAAAAAAAAUAAAGAAAAUAAAAAAGAAAACGUCGGACUCUUUGGCUUUAAGUAAGAAAUUGUAAAAAAAAAAAAAAAAAAAGAAAAAAAAAAGGAAAAUCCAAAAACCAGACGACGCGUGACGGACGCUCACCUGUAACUACCUUGCUAGCUAGCCAAGAACAGACCAGACUCACCUCUGCUCCAAAGGAAAUCCAAAACCAAGGAAGAUCCAAACGUCUCUCCACUGCCAAAGUUCGUUUCGUUCUGUUGUCGCUUCCUUCCCCUCCCCACAAGGAUGGAUGGACAUGCCCCUGGGGCUUUAAAGAAUUUCUAUUAAAAUAAAGCAAAAAAAAAAAAAAAAAGGUGUUUUUUUACUAAAACCCCAACCCCCAAGGCGUGGGAGGGGGAGAUGGGGCUGAGAACCGCAGCCGGAGCUGGCACAUCUCUACCUCUGCCCGCCACCACCCUGGAAAAGGAGAACAAAAAGGAGAUUAAAAAACAAAAAAAAAAGAGAAUAAUUUAAAAAAUUUUUUAAAAAAAGGAAGUUAAAAGACAGAUUUUGGGUUUCUCCCUCUCCAAAGCCGUCGGGGAACCCCCCAUCCCUUCACUGCCAGGCUGCUCCCACACCCCACACUGGAUUUGUUUCACAAGGAUUUUUAAGAGGAAAAGAAAAGGAAAAGGAAAGGAAAAGGAAAAGGAACGCUGCCGCCUUCCUGGCCAAGGACAAUGUGGAUUAUUGGGAUUCUUGCCUCGCUGGAGCAGCACGGAGGAGGAAGUGCAAUAGGGGAAGCCCGAGCUCCGAGCGGAGGCAGCAGUGCUGUGCGCUAAUGUGAAUGUAAAUAGUGUCUGCAGAGGUCCAAAAAUGAACCAUAAUAAUAAUAAUAAUGAUGCUAGUGAUAAUAAUAAGAGACGUUUGCCAAAUAAAGGAUGAGGAGGAAGCGUGGAGCCGUGGCGCUGGCCCGAGCGGGCCUGGCAUCGAGAGGAGCUGUAGUUUUUCUGCAUUUGCAAAACCCAUCCUGUGUGUUUUCCGUAGGGGAGGAAGAGGAGGGCAGGGCUCGGGGCCGGGGGGUUGUGCUGCCGGUCACAGGGCUGGGCUGGGCCACAGCAGAGCUUGGGACACGCCAAGGGUGACGGCCCUGUGCCACUGUCACCCAGCCCUGCUGGUGGUUCUGUGCGCCCCAAGGCCUUGGUGCAUCCCCUGGGAGGGCUCUGCGCACCCCAAAAUCUUGGUGUGUCACCUUGGGUGAGUUCUGUGCACCCUGAGACCCCGGGGGCUUUCUGUGCACCCCGAGAUCUCUCUGAAUCCUCGCAGGGUUGUUGUUCUGAGGUCUCGGUGCAUCCCCCCCAGGAGGUUUCUCUGCACCCCGAGAUCUUGGUGCAUCCUCCUGGGAGGGUUCUGUGCACCCCAAGGUCUUGGUGCCUCCCCCCAGGGGUUUCCUGUGCACCCCAAGGUCUUGGCCCAACCCCAGGGACGUUUCUGUGCCCCCCAAGACUUCGUUGCACCCCCUGGGUGGUUUCUGUGCCCCCCACCCCAACCCUGGGGGCUUCGCCAGGUGCCCCUCCCGUGACUGUUCACUUUAUUUAUGGUGUGACAUAUGUAAUAUUGUCUAUUUUUCUUACGUUUCCUGAGAAGAGGUAAUAUAUAAGAGUAUUGCAGAUGCCCCUGCUCGCCCGGGUGUCCGGCCCGUCCCCGCCUGUCCCCGCCUGUCCCUGCCCGUCCCCGCCGCCCCCGGCCCCGCUCCUGCCGGGGCUCUGCCUCUCUACCUCCACCUCGCCGGGAAACCGGGGGCGAGAUCCCUUCCCCAGGGUCUGCUCUCCUUUCCGCUCCGCUCCCUGCUGGUUUGCUUUUUUUUUUUUUUUUCCUUUUUUUUUUGAAUGAUUUUAAAUUUUUUUUCAAUUUUAAUUAAGAAUAAAACUACCCUACAGAACCUUGCAUUGAAACCAAAAGCCGAGGGAGGGGAGGGAGGGCACGGCGGUGACGGGCGGCCAAACCAGAACGACAGCUUUAAAUGUCAGAUUUCCCAAAAAAAAUUAAAAAAAAAAAAAAAGAAUUGUGCUGCGGGGAGGACGGAGCGGCCGCGGGGCUGCGGUGAUGCUGCGGGCGCUUUCCCGGGGCUUUGCUCCGGAAUGGUGGUGCUGGGGACCAAGGCACCUGUGCCCCUUUGGUGGCACCUCGGAGGUGGCAGCGUGGUGCUGGCACAGCCUGGCCGGGCCGGGUGCUGUGGGGCAGCCUGGGGACACGGGGUGCCACGUCGGGGACACGGGGACAGCGUGUGGCAGGUGCCCGUGCCCGCGGGGAGGCAGAGCCCGGGGCGCUGCGGUGGCACUGGGAGGUGGCAGGAGGGACGUGGCUCUCUCGGGGUCCCCUCUCCAACCUCUCGUUCCCAACCCACAAUCCCAGCUGAAACCAAAGUGCCGCGUCCCGGCGAGGCUGGAGCAGGGUCCCACACCUGCCUGGCCUUUGCUCCAUCACUGCCAGAGCCCCCCGAACUCCCCUGCAGCAUCUCCUCCUCCUCCUCCUCCUCCUCUUCCUCCUCCUCCGGGGGCUGCCGGGGUCCCCUCCGCAUCCCAGCGGCUCUGAGGCUGGGGACAGGAUGCCGCUGUGUCCCCCGGUGCCAGGCACUGUGAUGGGGUGUCCCCCGUGCGGUGGCAGCCCCGGGGGCUCCUCCGGUGUCACCGAGCGCCACGGCCCCGGCGGGGAGGGGGUGCCGCUGUCCCCCGUCCCUGGCGGCCGCUUCCCCGAGCCCGUGCGGGGCCGAGCCCUGCCAGCCCCGGCUUGGGGACACCGGGGGGCUGGAAAGCAGAGCCCCCGGCCGGGCCAGGCGUGGGGCCAGCCCACGACGAGAGAUGACGUGGUAGGACUUUCCUUCGGCAUGCUGUCCCCCCUUGCUGUUCCCCGCUUUCUCUAAGUGUACUGUAUGUUUGACCUGUGAAAGAUGUAAACUUUAUGAUUCAGGUUAUGUCUGUUCUUAACUCUGUAUCUGUGUAAUAAAGACAAUUUAAUAUCAA
Melospiza melodia melodia is the source of this 5850-nucleotide messenger RNA. RefSeq names its product CBFA2/RUNX1 partner transcriptional co-repressor 3 (gene CBFA2T3). NCBI's taxonomy places the organism in Eukaryota, Metazoa, Chordata, Aves, Passeriformes, Passerellidae. Gene Ontology annotation, cellular component: nucleus. Gene Ontology annotation, molecular function: transcription corepressor activity. The record is from RefSeq and is a predicted model, not a curated record. Gene Ontology annotation, biological process: negative regulation of DNA-templated transcription; DNA-templated transcription. Bases 630 to 2405 code for a protein of 591 amino acids. The transcript has 12 exons.